Arvicanthis niloticus (Nile rat) is the source of this 1725-nucleotide messenger RNA. Lineage: Eukaryota; Metazoa; Chordata; Mammalia; Rodentia; Muridae. The record is from RefSeq and is a predicted model, not a curated record.
AUGGAGGCAGCAGCAGAGACAGUAGCAAACCCUCCUUGGUCUCAUUCUGCCCUUAGGCGGGAGAUCAUCAUGGGACGCCCUCCAGAACAAGAGACCCACAGCUGGCGCCUAAAGUGGGGCUCAAACAGCCAUGCAGCCACAGGAACUGAUACCAUGGAAAGGGCCUCUGUCCCUGCUGCAGAAAAGGUUUCCAUUGGAGGAGGCACUGUACUGCUCGAUAUGAUAAAGAUGCCUCAUAGAACAUCAAGCAAGGAAGAAGAUGAUACAGUUAACUGGUAUUCCAGUAGUGAAGAGGAAGAAGGAAGUGGUGUCAAGUCAAUACUGAAGACAUUACAGAAACAAGCAGGAACUCUAAGAAAUCAGCAACACCUUCCCACAGAGCUCAGCAUUCCUACUGAUCCAAGACUUGCUAAAGAGAAAAGGAAAGGAAAUCAAGUGGUUGACCCAAGACUUCGGACUGUCCCAAGGCAAGAUAAUAGAAAGCCACAUGAGUCUGUCCCAAUGGAUCUUAGACUUGUGUGGGAUCCCAGGAAAUUCAGAGGGAAUGGAGGUGCUCCUGGGGGCUCUUCAGCUAGUGCAGCAAAGUUUGAUUUACGUCAUACAAAUGCUGGUGCAAAUCACAAACCCAAAAGAAGAUAUGAUGAUGAUGAAGACAAAGAAAGAGAACUGAGAGAAAAGGCCUUCUUAAUACCUUUGGAUUCUUCACCUGGUGUAAUCCUCCAGGAUCCAAGGUCACAGUUAAGACAGUUCAGUCAUAUUAAAAUGGAUGUUAUUCUAAACAAACCCAAUUUUGCAAAACACAUUGUGUGGGCUCCAGAAGACUUACUUCCAGUACCUUUACCUAAACCUGAUCCAGUAUCUUCAAUCAAUUUACCUCUACCCCCACUUAUAGCUGAGAGGCUCAAUAGAUUAUGGAAUACAAAGAGUGAUCAUCGGGGUGCCCUGUCCCUUAAUCCAGCACCAGCAGUCAAAGCCAAAAUGAGUGUAACCAGAGAGGGCUGCUUAGAGCGGGCUGGAGACUCAAUCAGUUCAGGAGGUAAACUAGGAGACCCUCGGCUGCAAAAGAAUUUUGAUCCUAGGCUCCAUAGACUGCCCAAUACAGAGUCUCAUCAAGUGGCUAUAAAGGACUCACAUUCAUCAAGGAGUGCCCUGCCCUUAGCCAGAUGGAACCCUGCUUUGUCACAGCCCUCAACAGCAGCACCUGUUAAUGUUGCUUCUGUGACUCUUCCUCUGUAUGCCCCCAAACUCUCUUCAGAUGACCUCCCACCAGGAGCUUCAAGUUCAGUUCUUAGUGGCAUUAGCUUGUAUGAUCCUAGGGACAAGGGCUCACUGUCUGCAGCAGAGCUGUCGGCCAUUGCUUCAGGAGAAAAUACAGAGAACCAGGAGAGUGGCUUAAAAAAUAGUGAUAAAAACCACCCUUCCCCUGGAGAAGUGAUCACACCACAAAACACUGCUGCAGACAUUGAAGUUCCUGUUGAUGGGCCAGUCGACACACAGGCAGACAUUCCCAGGAGUGCUGAUAAGGUUCAAGUCCCUGCUGUGCACAGUCUUCCUAUUCCAGCCUUAACAGGCUUAAUUAGACCUCCAUACAGUGAUCCAAGGCAGGCAAGAGAGCCAGGAGAGGUAAGCCCGACCCCAGAUGAUGAUCCUAGUGAAGAAGCAGAUGACAAAUCUCUGAAGGAGGUUUUUAAGACAUUUGAUCCAGCCGCAUCACCGUUUUGUUAG